AUGGGAGCCGCAUGGCUGGCCAGGUUCUUGCUGGGGUGCACAGCUCUCAUGUGCUACGAGGAAGGCGCAAAGGGCCAGCUGGACAGCGAGCUCCAGGCCGACAGAUUUGCAAGCUAUGAAAACAAGCAGCCGCCCAGCCGAGUACGGCGGAGAGGACAGGAUACCCUGCGUGGGCCUAACGUCUGCGGAUCUCGGUUCCACUCCUACUGCUGUCCUGGUUGGAAAACUCUUCCUGGUGGGAAUCAGUGCAUCGUCCCAAUUUGCCGGAAUUCUUGCGGCGAAGGAUUCUGUUCGAGGCCAAACAUGUGUACCUGCUCCAAUGGGCAGCUGUCCCCGAACUGCGGCUCUGCAGGAGUUCAAUCUUGCAGCGUGAGAUGCAUGAAUGGCGGCAGUUGCAGCGAGGACUCAUGCAUGUGCCAGAAGGGAUACACGGGGACCUACUGCGGCCAGCCUGUCUGCGAGAGCAGUUGCCAGAAUGGAGGCCGGUGCAUUGGACCGAAUCGGUGCGCAUGCGUCUACGGUUUCACAGGCCCACAGUGUGAGAGAGAUUACCGCACGGGGCCCUGCUUCAGCCAGGUCAGCAACCAGAUGUGCCAGGGCCAGCUGAGCGGCAUUGUCUGCACCAAGACCAUGUGCUGUGCCACCAUCGGGCGGGCCUGGGGGCACCCUUGCGAGAUGUGCCCGGCCCAGCCUCACCCAUGCCGACGGGGCUUCAUUCCCAACAUCCGCACAGGAGCAUGUCAAGAUGUCGACGAGUGCCAGGCGAUCCCGGGCUUGUGCCAAGGAGGGAACUGCCUCAACACGGUGGGAUCCUACGAGUGCAAAUGCCCCGCAGGCCACAAGCAGAGCGAGACCAGCCACAAAUGUGAAGAUGUGGACGAGUGUACCAGUAUUUCCAGUGUAUGCGAUGGCGGCGAAUGUACCAACACGGCUGGCAGUUACGUCUGUGCCUGCCCACGAGGCUUCAUGACCAGCCCGGACGGAUCCCGCUGCGUGGACCAGCGGAUCGGCACGUGUUUCUCAGCACUGAUUGGUGGACGUUGCGCGGGGGAGUUGCCGGGCCAAUAUACCAAGAUGCAGUGCUGUUGCGACUCCGGGCGCUGCUGGGCUGUUGGGCAGACCCCGGAAAUGUGCCCCGUGAGAGGAUCAGAUGAAUACCGGCGGCUGUGCAUCGAGGGCCUCCCAGUGGUUCCAGGUUUUGCAGGCACCUUCCCAGGGGUCCCAGGUUAUGGGCCAAACGGACUUGGUCCAGGUAUCAGUGGCCCAGGUGGCUUCGGGCCCAAUGGAGCUAAUGGUCAAGGGGGCAUUCCCGGUCUCCCUGGCAUGGGACCUGGCAGUUCAAGCAUUGGAACGGCCACCCUGAACCAAACGAUUGACAUCUGCAAGCAUUUCACCAACCUCUGCUUGAACGGGCGCUGCAUCCCCACGCCGUCCAGCUACCGCUGCGAGUGCAACAUGGGCUACAAGCAAGAUGUGCGUGGCGAGUGCAUCGACAUGGACGAGUGUUCCAGCAGCCCCUGUCUGCACGGCGACUGUGUGAACACCCCCGGCUCGUACCACUGCAAAUGCCACGAAGGGUUUCAGAGCACCCCCACCAAACAGGCCUGUAUCGAUAUCGACGAAUGUAUCAUGAAUGGAGUGAUGUGCCGGAACGGGCGGUGCGUGAACACAGACGGCAGCUUCCAGUGCAUCUGCAAUGCAGGCUUUGAAAUCACACCUGAUGGAAAGAACUGUGCAGAUCACGACGAAUGUGCCACCACCAACAUGUGCUUGAACGGGAUGUGCAUAAACGAGGACGGGAGCUUCAAAUGCAUCUGCAAGCUGGGCUUUGUUCUGGCCCCCAACGGGCGCUACUGCGUUGAUAUCGACGAAUGUGAGACUCCGGGGAUCUGUAUGAACGGCUGGUGCAUCAACAUGGAGGGCUCGUUCCGUUGCGAGUGUCUAGGCGGCCUGGCCAUCGGCGUGGACGGGCGGGUCUGCGUGGACACUCACGUCCGCAGCACCUGCUACGGGGGCAUCAAGAAGGGCACUUGCGCCCGGCCCUUCCCCGGGGCAGUCACCAAGUCCGAGUGCUGCUGCGCCAACCCAGACCAUGGCUUUGGUGAGCCGUGCCAACCAUGCCCUGCCAAGAACUCUGCUGAAUUUCAGGCCCUCUGCAGCAGUGGGAUUGGCAUCACAGCGGACGGCAGAGAUAUCAACGAGUGUGCCUUGAACCCGGACAUCUGCCCCAACGGGAUGUGUGAGAAUCUGCGGGGGAGUUACCGCUGCAUCUGUAAUCUGGGCUACGAGUCUGACCCAACUGGCAAGAAUUGCGUGGAUGUAGACGAAUGUGCCGUCAACCGCCUGUUGUGUGACAACGGUUUGUGCCGCAACACACCUGGAAGCUACAGCUGUAGUUGCCCCAAGGGGUUUGUCUUCCGGACGGAGACAGAUACUUGUGAAGAUAUCAACGAGUGUACAUCCAACCCCUGCGUGAAUGGCGUCUGCAGGAAUAACGCCGGAUCAUUUGCUUGCGAGUGCUCCCCGGGAAGCAAGCUGGAUUCCAGUAGCACCAUCUGUGUUGACAGUAUGAAAGGAACCUGUUGGCUGAACAUCCAGGAAGGACGCUGCGAGGUGAACAUCAACGGGGCCACGCUGAAGUCGGAGUGUUGCGCCACCCUUGGCGCUGCAUGGGGCAGCCCGUGUGAACGCUGUGAGAUCGAUACCGCCUGCCCAAGAGGUUAUGCCCGGAUGAAGGGGGUCUCUUGUGAAGAUGUGAAUGAGUGUGACGUUUUCCCGGGCGUCUGCCCCAAUGGCCGGUGCGUGAACACGGCGGGGUCUUUCCGCUGCGAGUGUCCCGAGGGCUUGACGCUGGAUGGUUCCGGCAGGAUGUGCGUGGAUGUGCGGCUGGAGCAAUGCUACUUGAAAUGGGCUGAGGACGAGUGCACGGAGCCCCUCCCUGGCAAAUACCGCAUUGACCUAUGCUGCUGCUCCGUCGGCUCAGCCUGGGGCAGCGACUGUGAGGAAUGCCCCAAGCCCGGCUCUUCGGAGUACAAAGCCAUCUGCCCGCGAGGACCCGGCUUUGCCAACAGGGGGGAUGUCCUGUCUGGCCGGCCUUUUUACAAAGAUGUGAACGAAUGUAAGGUGUUCUCUGGACUGUGUACCCAUGGAGUCUGUCGCAAUACCAUCGGGAGCUUCCGAUGUCUCUGUGGAAGCGGCUUUGCGCUGGACGCCGAGGAAAGGAACUGCACUGAUAUCGACGAAUGCCGGAUCUCGCCAGACCUGUGUGGCCAUGGCUCCUGCGUCAACACGCCUGGCAGUUUUGAGUGUGAAUGUUUUGAAGGCUACGAGAGCGGAUUUAUGAUGAUGAAGAACUGCAUGGAUAUCGAUGAAUGCGAGAGAGACCCCUUGCUCUGCCGAGGAGGGGUCUGUGUCAACACCGAGGGCAGUUUUGAGUGUCUUUGUCCCCCAGGACAUGAGCUCACUUCCGAGGGUAAUGCCUGUGUUGAUAUCAACGAGUGUUCCCUCAGCAACAAUUUGUGCCGUAACGGCCGCUGCGUCAACAUCAUCGGGACCUACCAGUGUGCGUGCGAUUCUGGGUUCCAGGCCACACCGGACCGGCAAGGUUGCGUUGAUAUCGACGAGUGUACCAUCAUGAACGGUGGCUGUGAUACUCACUGCGCCAACUCGGAGGGUAGCUACGAGUGCAGUUGUAGUGACGGAUAUGCCCUGAUGCCCGAUAAACGAUCAUGUACAGAUAUCGACGAGUGCGAGGAUAACCCGGAUAUCUGCGAUGGAGGCCAGUGUACCAACAUCCCAGGGGAAUAUCGGUGCCUCUGCUUUGACGGAUUCAUGGCUUCCUUGGACAUGAAGACAUGUAUAGAUGUGAACGAGUGUGACCUGAACCCCAACAUCUGCUUGCACGGGGACUGUGAAAACACCAAAGGGUCAUUCAUCUGUCACUGCCAGCUUGGUUACUUCGUCAAGAAAGGCACGACGGGUUGUACAGAUGUUGAUGAGUGUGAGAUCGGUGCGCACAACUGUGACAUGCAUGCUUCCUGUAUCAACAUCCCCGGGAGCUUCAGGUGCAAGUGCCGGACCGGAUGGCUGGGCGAAGGCCUGAAGUGCAACGACCUGGAUGAGUGCGCCACAGAAGCACAUAGCUGCAACUUGAAUGCCAAUUGCCUGAACACCCCAGGAUCAUACCGCUGUGCCUGCCGGGAAGGUUUCAACGGAGACGGUUUCUCCUGCUCAGACGUGGACGAAUGUGCAGACAACAUCAACCUCUGCGAAAAUGGGCAGUGUCUCAACGCCCCUGGCGGCUACCGUUGCGAGUGCGAAAUGGGCUUCAACCCCACAGAGGACAGCAAAGCCUGCCAAGAUAUCGACGAGUGCACCUUCCAGAACAUCUGCGUGUUCGGCACCUGCCAGAACCUGCCGGGCAUGUUCCGUUGCGCCUGCGAUGACGGAUACGAGCUGGACAGGAGCGGAGGCAACUGUACAGACAUCAACGAGUGUGCGGAUCCAGUGAACUGCAUCAAUGGACUUUGUGUCAACACUCCAGGGAGUUAUUUGUGCAACUGCCCCCAAGACUUCGAGCUGAACCCCACUGGAGUGGGGUGUGUAGACACCCGCGUUGGGAAUUGUUUCCUGGAUACUCAGGACCGGGGCGAUGGCGGAAUCUCAUGCAGCGUGGAAAUCGGAGUGGGGGUCACCCGGGCAUCUUGCUGCUGCUCGCUGGGCCGGGCAUGGGGUAACCCUUGCGAGCUUUGCCCCCCUGCCAACACCACGGAAUACAAGACCCUGUGUCCAGGCGGCGAAGGGUUCCGGCCCAACCCCAUCACAGUCAUUUUGGAAGACAUCGACGAGUGCCAGGAGCUGCCGGGCCUCUGCCAGGGUGGGAAUUGUGUCAAUACCUUUGGAAGUUUUCAGUGUGAAUGUCCCCUAGGCUACUACCUUAAUGAGGACACCCGCAUUUGUGAAGAUAUUGACGAGUGCUCAGCGCACAUCGGAAUCUGCGGCCCUGGGACCUGCUACAACACCUUGGGGAACUACACCUGUGUCUGCCCUCCGGAAUACAUGCAAGUGAACGGAGGGAACAACUGUAUGGACAUGAGGAAGAGUCUCUGCUACCGCAACUUCAACGACACCUGCGAGAAUGAGCUCUCGUUCAACAUGACCAAGAAGAUGUGCUGUUGCUCCUACAAUAUUGGGAAGGCGUGGAACAAACCUUGCGAGCCCUGCCCCACCCCCGCCAGCCCUGAGUACCAGAUCCUGUGUGGCAACCAAGCGCCUGGAUUCAUCAUCGAUAUCCAUACUGGAAAACCAAUUGAUAUUGACGAAUGCAGUGAGAUCCCGGCAAUCUGCACCAACGGGGUUUGCAUCAACCAGAUCGGCAGCUUCCGUUGCGAGUGCCCCAUCGGAUUCAGUUACAACAACAUUCUGCUUAUCUGCGAAGACAUUGAUGAGUGCAGCAGUGGAGAAAACCUCUGUCAACGCAACGCCGAUUGCCUGAACAUCCCAGGCAGUUACAGGUGCGAAUGCUCCUCUGGAUACAAGCUGUCGCCUAGCGGAGCAUGUGUAGGCCGUAAUGAAUGCCAAGAGAUCCCCAACGUCUGCAGUCAUGGGGACUGUGUUGACACAGAAGGAAGCUACCUCUGCAUCUGCUACAAUGGGUUUAAGGCCACCGGAGACCUGACCAUGUGCAUGGACAUCGAUGAGUGUGACCGGCAGCCCUGCGGGAAUGGCACGUGCAAGAAUACAGUGGGGUCCUACAACUGCCUCUGCUUCCCUGGCUUCGAGCUCACCCACAACAACGAUUGCAUGGAUAUUGAUGAAUGCUCUUCUCUGGCCGGGCAGGUGUGCCGCAACGGGCAGUGUAUCAACAAUAUUGGCUCCUUCCGGUGCCUCUGCCAGGAGGGCUACGACCACACGGCGGACGGCAAGAAUUGUGUUGACAUCAAUGAAUGUGUCAGCCUCCCAGGGACAUGUUCUCCAGGGACCUGCCAGAAUUUGGAAGGCUCCUUCCGUUGCAUCUGCCCCCCAGGCUACGAGGUGCAGAACGACAAUUGCAUUGAUAUCAACGAGUGUGCCGAGGAGCCCAACAUCUGCCUCUUCGGAACCUGCACCAACACGCCAGGAACGUUCCAGUGCAUCUGCCCGCCGGGGUUUGUGCUGUCUGACAACGGUCGCCGCUGCUUUGACACGCGCCAAAGCUUCUGCUUCACUCGCUUCGACGCUGGGAAGUGCUCCGUCCCGAAGGCCUUCAACACUACCAAAGCCCGAUGCUGUUGCAGCAAAAUGCCCGGAGAAGGCUGGGGUGACCCCUGCGAACUGUGCCCACAGGAGGGCAAUGUUGCUUUCCAGGAGCUGUGCCCGUAUGGCCACGGAGCUAUUCCCGGACCAGGGGAUACUCGAGAAGAUGUGAACGAGUGUUCUGAGAAUCCUGGCAUUUGUGUCAACGGGGCGUGCAUCAAUACAGACGGGUCGUUCCGAUGCGAGUGUCCAUUUGGAUACAACCUUGAUUACACUGGAGUGAAUUGCGUUGACACAGACGAGUGCUCAAUUGGGAACCCAUGCGGGAAUGGAACAUGCACCAAUGUGGUGGGGGGCUUUGAGUGUGCGUGCGACGAGGGAUUUGAGCCGGGGCCCAUGAUGACGUGUGAAGAUAUCAACGAGUGUGCCCUGAACCCGUUGCUCUGUGCUUUCCGGUGCAUCAACACCCUCGGCUUCUAUGAUUGCACCUGCCCAUCGGGAUACACCCUGCGAGACGACCGGAGAAUGUGCAAAGAUUUGGAUGAAUGCAUCGAGGGGAUGCAUGACUGCGAAUCACAUGGGAUGAUGUGCAAGAAUCUAAUUGGCACUUUUGCUUGUAUCUGCCCACCUGGGAUGCAACGCAGGCCUGAUGGUGAAGGAUGCACAGAUGAGAACGAAUGCCGUACCAAGCCGGGAAUCUGCCCCAAUGGGCGCUGUGUGAACACUGUGGGCAGCUAUCGCUGCGAUUGCAACGAAGGCUUCCAAACCAGCCCUUCUGGCACCGAGUGCCUUGAUACUCGCCAAGGAUUCUGCUUCACCGAAGUACUCCAAACCAUGUGCCAGAUGUCCUCCACAAACCGCCACCAGGUCACCAAAUCAGAAUGCUGUUGUAAUGGAGGCCGUGGAUGGGGCCCCCAGUGCGAACUCUGCCCCUUUCCAGGCACUGCCCUCUACAAGAAAAUGUGCCCCCAUGGACCAGGCUACACAACUGAUGGGAGAGAUAUUGAUGAAUGCAAGGUGCUUCCCAACCUCUGCAAGAAUGGCCAGUGCAUCAACAGCAUGGGUUCUUUCCGCUGCCACUGCAGAGUGGGCUAUGCCACAGACCUCACCGGCACAGCUUGCCAGGACCUUGAUGAGUGCAAUCAGUCCCCCAAGCCGUGCAAUUUCAUCUGCAAGAACACCGAAGGUAGUUUCCAGUGCUCCUGUCCCAGGGGGUACAUCCUGCAGGAGGAUGGCAAGACUUGCAAAGACCUGGACGAGUGCUCCACCAAGCAACACAACUGCCAGUUCUUGUGUGUUAAUGUCAUUGGGGGCUUCAACUGCAAGUGCCCCCCUGGAUUCACCCAGCAUCAUUCAUCCUGUAUCGAUAACAACGAAUGCACAACCCAGCCCACCCUUUGUGGGGCUAAAGGACAAUGCCUGAACACCCCUGGGAGCUACAACUGUGAAUGCCAGAAAGGCUUUACUCUCGACACUUCCAGCAGCAGUUGUGAAGAUGUGGACGAGUGUGACGGGAACCACCGGUGCCAACACGGAUGCCAGAAUGUGUUGGGGGGCUACCGCUGUGGCUGCCCCCAGGGGUACGUCCAGCACUACCAGUGGAACCAGUGUGUGGAUGAGAACGAGUGCUCCAGCUCGACAGCGUGCGGCUCAGCCUCCUGCUACAACACUCUGGGGAGCUUCAAAUGCAUCUGCCCGUCUGGUUUCGACUUCGACCAGGCCUUCGGGGGCUGCCAAGACGUGAACGAGUGUGCGGCGGGGGGCAGCCCCUGCAGCUACGGCUGCUCCAACACAGAGGGAGGUUACCUGUGCGGCUGCCCCAGUGGGUACUUUCGGGCAGGGCAAGGGCACUGCGUCUCUGGGCUAGGAUUUGGCAAAGAAGCCUACCUGCCUGCCCCUCUGGAGGAGGAUGAGGAGAACCUCUUGUCGCCCGAAGCUUGUUAUGAAUGCAAAGUCAACGGGUAUCCCAAGAGAGGCCGCCACCGGCGUAGCAUCAACGGCACUGACGGGCAACAGGAGCUUGAAGUCAGCUUGGCCAGCAUAGACGUGGAGACGCCCUUGGCCAUAGCGCUAAACUUGUCCGAUCUCAGGAGAAAGGAGCACAUCCUGGAAAUCCUCCCCGCCGUGGCUCCCCUGGAGAACCGCGUCCGCUACAUCAUCUCCCGAGGGAACGAGGACGGCUUCUUCCACAUCCAUCAGAAGGAAGGGCUCAGCUACCUGCACCUCACUCACAAGCAGGCCUCUCCCGGCACCUACCUCUUGGAGAUCGUCAGCAUGCCGCUGUACCGUAAACGGGAACUGCAGAAACUUGAGGCCCUAAAAGAUCUCGACUACCUCGCCGGAGAACUGGGCCAGGUGCUCAAGAUGAGGUUGCACCUCCACCUCUUCUAACU
Molecule: messenger RNA, 8627 nt
Organism: Euleptes europaea (tarantolino)
Lineage: Eukaryota; Metazoa; Chordata; Lepidosauria; Squamata; Sphaerodactylidae
Gene: FBN3
Product: fibrillin 3
Exons: 64
Coding region: 1-8625 (2874 amino acids)
Molecular function (GO): calcium ion binding
Source: RefSeq, a predicted model, not a curated record